This is a messenger RNA of Dissoconium aciculare CBS 342.82, 1371 nucleotides long. RefSeq lists its product as uncharacterized. The transcript is spliced from 7 exons. The coding region runs from base 97 to 1332 and encodes 411 amino acids. Lineage: Eukaryota; Fungi; Ascomycota; Dothideomycetes; Mycosphaerellales; Dissoconiaceae. The record is from RefSeq and is a predicted model, not a curated record.
GUCAAAACUUGUCAUCGUGACCUGAACCACACGAUCAACCUCGUCGACAACGAUCCGCCAGAAGACCGACCGGCAACAAAGCCAUCAACGAAAGCAAUGUCUUCAAAGACGUCUAACACGACACCAAAGCCAACGGCGGCGAACAAGACGAGCUCCACGUCGACCUCGAAAGCUACGUCCAGCAAGCCUUCAACCGGCUCAACGACAGCUUUGAAAACACACGCGCCACCCAAACCUCAAAGUCAGAAUGCCGGGUCAGCAAGCACGGCAAACAAGCCAAUAGAGUCUCCUUCCAAACCAUCCGUGACGAACAAGACAAAGACAGCGACCAAAAGUGUUUCAGCGGGCCACAAAACUUCAUCUCAUGCAAGUACACCCAGCGCUGUGAAGAUGAAGCCUGUCCCUCCAACAGUCCUCCCGCAGCGGAAAAAGCCUGUUCCUCCUCCAGUGGCGGAACAAACGAAGAAGGUCAGCGAGACAGCCACAGCUGGUACAAGCAGUUCCAAGACGCCAGGUAUCUCGAGUGUUAAAACACGUUCGCAAGCGAAAGCAGGCACUGCUUCGACUACUGCAAAUGAUCGUGCUGGGAAUUUCAAGAAGGGUGAAGGUGAUAUCAGCAAGAAUCUCAGCGCAACCACCGGUGGCGUCGUCGGUGGCCUGAGCGAGACUGCAAAGGGUGUGGGAUCAGCUGCACGCAAGGGAAACGUCACCGGUGUGGUCACUGGAGCCGUCAAGGGUACUGGACAGACCGUUAGCUCUACAGGCAAAGGAGUGGGAGAUACUCUGAGUGGUGUUGGCAUGGGUGUUGAUACAACCGUAUCGGGUCUAGGAAAGAACGUUGGAAAUACGAUCGGUGGCAGUGCUGGUAAUCACAUCGGCAAGACGAGCAAGAAUGUUGGCAAGACCGUCGCAAGCACAACAAAAGGAGUCGGCAAAACAGUCGGCGAUACCACCAGUGCGAUUGGGUCUGGAAACAUUGGAGGUAUGGUGAGCGGAGCUACGGAAGGAGUGGGUACGACCGUGAGCGGCAUGGGUCAAGGGGCUGGGGACACUGUUGAAGGCUUGGGCGAUACAGUCGGAGGCUACAUCCCAGGGCGUGCCGGAGGUACAGUCCGUGGCCUUGGCAAGGGCGUGGGUACGACAUUGACAGAGGUCACUGGCGGGGUUGGCGACGGCGUUGAAAAGAUUGGCCAGGGUAAUGUCAUCGGCGGCGUCAGCAGUACACUUGGAGGCGUUGGCAAGGGCGUCUAUGGACUUGGACGGGGCGUCUGGGGCGGUAUCAGCGGAACGAAUGCGAAGACCAGGGAACCUGUAGAGGAGGACACAGAAUAGCAGAUGAAGCAGGUGGCAAAUAGCAUGGGCAGCUUGGUU